AUGUUGAGCGACCCUACGGCAGUGGAGUCAGAUGGAGAUGUCAUCGCGGAUAGUGACGCCGAUGCGACGUUUUCCGACGACUCUCUGGAGUCGGAUGACUUCCUGCAGCCACGGAACAGAUCUUCCACUGGCGGAACCCGCCCAAACCCACACCUCUCUGCCAGGGCUGGCCGCAUCGCUCCGACGCCUGUCUUUACAACUGCUCGUCAACUCGGAGUCUUAAGCGUCUCAGAUUUAGAGAAUGAGAUUUCCGAUUUUAAUGCGUCUCUGGAUGACACUGAAGCUGAAAGCCUAGACGAGCCCGUCAAUAACAUCGGUGCCGCUGUCACACAUGCGUCUCGUCUCAGGCGUGGCUUCCAACGUCCAAACCUCACCCCACGUUCAGUUUUGGAGCGCCAGCGACUAGUACAUCACCACCCUGAGCUCACAACAAUGUGGCAGGAAUUGGAGAGCAAGGCGAUCCUCAAGCCCGAAAGGGCCACGCAGCCUCCAAGCAUUUCCCGACAGUUAAAGCACUUCCAGCUUGAUGGCCUCGCUUGGAUGCAGGCGAUGGAGCGCGGACCGUGGGAAGGCGGCCUGCUAGGCGAUGAAAUGGGUCUCGGAAAGACCAUCCAGGCCGUGUCGUUGAUCAUGUCCGACUACCCAGCCAAAUCACCGUCCCUCGUCCUUGUGCCCCCGGUUGCUCUCAUGCAGUGGACGUCCGAGAUCGCUUCGUACACUGACGGGACACUCAAGACUUUUGUCUUCCAUGGCACGAACAGCAAAACGAAAAGCAUGACGCUUAAGCAGCUCAAGGAGUUCGAUGUCAUUAUCAUGUCGUACAACAGUCUCGAGUCCAUGUAUCGCAAGCAGGAAAAAGGAUUCCAGCGCAAAGACGGCCUAUACAGGGAGAAAAGCUUGAUUCACCAGAUACAUUUCCACCGCGUCAUCCUGGACGAAGCACAUUGCAUCAAGACUCGCACUACCAUGACUGCCAAAGCCUGCUUCGCCCUCAACGCCUCGUACCGAUGGUGCCUGACCGGGACGCCUCUUCAAAAUCGUAUCGGAGAGUUCUUCUCCCUCCUGCGGUUUCUGAACGUUAAGCCCUUCGCAUCCUAUUUUUGCAAGCAAUGUCCCUGCAGCUCGCUCGAGUGGAGUCUCGACCACGACAGCCGCUGCACGGUUUGCUCCCACGCUGGCAUGCAACACGUGUCGGUAUUCAACCAAGAACUUCUCAAUCCCAUCCAAAGGUUCGGAAACCUGGGUCCUGGUGCUGAGGCGUUCAGGAAGCUACGGCUCUUGACCGACCGGAUCAUGCUUCGUCGUCUGAAGAAGGACCACACCAAUGCCAUGGAACUUCCCGUUAAGGAGAUCCGUGUGCAUCGGCAGUUCUUUGGCGAGGUGGAAAACGACCUCGCCAACAGCAUCAUGACCAACAGCAAACGGAAGUUCGAGACGUACGUGUCGCAGGGCGUGCUACUGAACAAUUACGCCAACAUCUUUGGUCUCAUCAUGCAGAUGCGUCAGAUCGCUGACCACCCGGAUCUCAUCUUGAAGAAGAACGCCCAAGGCGGGCAAAAUGUGCUCGUGUGCUGCAUUUGUGAUGAACCGGCCGAAGAUGCCGUCCGCAGCCGCUGCAAGCAUGACUUCUGCCGUGCCUGUGUCAAGGGAUAUGUAUUUUCCACUGAGGAACCGGGAUGUCCGCAAUGCCACAUCCCGCUGAGCAUCGACUUGGAGCAGCCAGAGAUGGACCAAGAUGAGGUCCUGGUCAAGAAGUCGUCCAUCAUUAACCGCAUCAACAUGGCGAAGUGGACCUCGUCUUCCAAGAUUGAACUCUUGGUCCGCGAAAUCCACCUGCUUCGCUCACCCAGGGCAUCUCACAAGUCUAUCAUUUUCUCGCAGUUCACAUCCAUGCUGCAACUGGUCGAGUGGCGGCUCCGACGUGCAGGCGUCACGACUGUCAUGCUGGACGGGACCAUGAGCCCUGCUCAACGGCAAGCCUCAAUCGACCACUUCAUGAAGAACACCAACGUCGAGUGUUUCCUGGUCUCUCUCAAAGCCGGAGGUGUAGCCCUGAAUUUGACCGAGGCUUCCCGCGUGUUUAUUGUCGACCCUUGGUGGAAUCCCGCUGCCGAGUGGCAAUCUGCUGACCGAUGUCAUCGCAUUGGACAAACUCGUCCCUGCAUCAUCGCCCGGCUCUGUAUCGAGGAUUCGGUAGAGAGCCGCAUGGUCCUCAUCCAAGAGAAAAAGACCAGCAUGAUUCACUCGACCGUGAAUGCCGAUGAUCAGGCGAUGGAGUCCCUUAGUCCUGAGGAUCUGCAAUUCCUCUUCAGUGUUUAA
Molecule: messenger RNA, 2319 nt
Organism: Sodiomyces alkalinus F11
Lineage: Eukaryota; Fungi; Ascomycota; Sordariomycetes; Glomerellales; Plectosphaerellaceae
Product: nucleotide exicision repair protein
Exons: 2
Coding region: 1-2319 (772 amino acids)
Molecular function (GO): ATP-dependent chromatin remodeler activity; ATP binding; metal ion binding
Source: RefSeq, a predicted model, not a curated record